Molecule: messenger RNA, 1563 nt
Organism: Aricia agestis (brown argus)
Lineage: Eukaryota; Metazoa; Arthropoda; Insecta; Lepidoptera; Lycaenidae
Gene: Pisd
Product: phosphatidylserine decarboxylase proenzyme, mitochondrial
Exons: 1
Coding region: 159-1307 (382 amino acids)
Biological process (GO): phosphatidylethanolamine biosynthetic process
Cellular component (GO): mitochondrion
Molecular function (GO): phosphatidylserine decarboxylase activity
Source: RefSeq, a predicted model, not a curated record
UCGAUUUUUUCCCAAUCACUUGAAAGUUGAACGCAAUUUUUGCACGGCCUUCAGCGUUCCGCCGUGUUUGAUGUGUGUGAAUAAAUUGUGUGUAGUAAUUAGAUAAACAAGGAGAGGUGUUUUAUUUAUAGUUUCGACGGAAGGUGCCCGGGUGCGAAAUGUUUCCACCGACACGCAUACGGAGCUGCCUUCCAGUCACGAACCCCAUGUUUAGAAGAAUUAAACCUCACAAACCGUUCAGGCAAACCGUACACAAUCAAACAAAGAGCGUGAACACGACGUACUCGACUCAAAGUACACAAAUUCAAAAGACGAAAUGGAUGAACCUGCGAGCGAUAUUCACGAGGUGGAUGCCGCUAGGCAGUGUAAUAUACGUGGGGUGGUGCUACAUUCGCGCCAGCGUCAACUACGAGGUGUCGAAAGUGGAAAUAAAGUUUUACGAAAUGUUUCCGUUUCGCAUCACGAGUCGGCUGUGGGGCAAGCUGGCAGCGUGCGAGUUGCCGCUGUCCAUCCGGAGCUUCGUAUACGGUACGUACAUUAAGUUGUUCAAUGUGAACCUGGACGAGGCCGCCGUGCCCGACCUGAAGUACUACAAGAGCCUGUCCGCGUUCUUCACUCGCGCGCUGCGGGACGGCGCGCGCUUCAUAUCGUCGGCGCCCUGCGUGUCCCCCUGCGACGGCGUGGUGCUCAACUGCGGGCCCGCCGACACCGACAAGAUCGAGCAAGUCAAAGGUGUUACAUACAGCCUCGAGGAGUUUUUAGGUGAAAACAAAUGGUCCACGGGUGACAAUAAAAACUACUACAAUUCCCUAUUGAAGAAUAAAAACAACAUCCUCCACCAGUGUAUAAUAUACUUGGCACCCGGUGACUACCAUAGAUUCCACUCCCCCUGCGACUGGACCUCAAAUUUUAGGCGCCACUUCUCUGGCAAACUCCUGUCGGUCAAUCCAUGGAUGGCUCGUCUCAUACCUGGGCUGUUCACGAUGAACGAGCGUGCCGUGUACAUUGGUGAGUGGAAGCACGGUUUCUUCAGUAUGACAGCGGUAGGGGCGACAAAUGUUGGCUCGAUCGAGAUAUACAGCGACCCAGACUUAAAAACUAACACAAAGGGCAAAAGAAACAGAAUUGAUGAGAUACAACUUCAUAAAGUGUCAUUCAAAAAAGGCGAACUGUUUGGACAAUUCAACAUGGGAAGUACUAUUAUUUUAUUAUUCGAGGCUCCUCCUGAUUUCAAAUUCGACAUGAACGCCGGAGACCGUGUUCAGGUCGGUCAGGGACUGACGGCUGCAAUGGCAGAAGCGAGAUGACCGGCCUACCACGACCUACUCUGCCUGGGACAAACGAUUCUGAUAAUAUACAUCAUUACAUUUUUAUUGUAACGGAAGUAUUGUUCAUAGUAUUUAGUGAGACGAGAAUUUAAUUUUGUUGUGAAACAACAAAAUGUAUUUUAUUUUAGAGGAUUACGAUUAAUCAGUAGAGUUUUAUUUAGUUUUGAUUGAGAGAUUUUAUCUCUAUACAUAUACAGUGUAAACUCUAUAUAACGACACUGAAGGGACUGUGCAU